Molecule: messenger RNA, 3709 nt
Organism: Trichobilharzia szidati
Lineage: Eukaryota; Metazoa; Platyhelminthes; Trematoda; Strigeidida; Schistosomatidae
Source: the annotation of a GenBank genome assembly
GUCACAUCAGCAAGACAACGUAUAUAAACACAUUCAGUUGCUAGGCCCCCAUUUUGUUUUCUACCACACAAAUCUUCGCAACAUGCAGAUCUUCGUGAAAACAUUGACUGGCAAAACUAUAACUUUGGAGGUUGAGCCGAGUGAUACGAUUGAGAAUGUGAAAGCCAAGAUCCAAGAUAAAGAAGGUAUCCCACCUGACCAGCAACGUCUGAUCUUCGCCGGGAAGCAACUGGAAGAUGGUCGAACAUUGUCUGACUAUAAUAUUCAGAAGGAGUCGACUCUUCACUUGGUUCUCCGUCUUCGUGGUGGUAUGCAGAUAUUCGUGAAAACCCUGACUGGUAAGACCAUAACUUUGGAGGUUGAGCCGAGUGAUACGAUUGAGAAUGUGAAAGCCAAGAUCCAAGAUAAAGAAGGUAUCCCACCUGACCAGCAACGUCUGAUCUUCGCCGGGAAGCAACUGGAAGAUGGUCGAACAUUGUCUGACUAUAAUAUUCAGAAGGAGUCGACUCUUCACUUGGUUCUCCGUCUUCGUGGUGGUAUGCAGAUAUUCGUGAAAACCCUGACUGGUAAGACCAUAACUUUGGAGGUUGAGCCGAGUGAUACGAUUGAGAAUGUGAAAGCCAAGAUCCAAGAUAAAGAAGGUAUCCCACCUGACCAGCAACGUCUGAUCUUCGCCGGGAAGCAACUGGAAGAUGGUCGAACAUUGUCUGACUAUAAUAUUCAGAAGGAGUCGACUCUUCACUUGGUUCUCCGUCUUCGUGGUGGUAUGCAGAUAUUCGUGAAAACCCUGACUGGUAAGACCAUAACUUUGGAGGUUGAGCCGAGUGAUACGAUUGAGAAUGUGAAAGCCAAGAUCCAAGAUAAAGAAGGUAUCCCACCUGACCAGCAACGUCUGAUCUUCGCCGGGAAGCAACUGGAAGAUGGUCGAACAUUGUCUGACUAUAAUAUUCAGAAGGAGUCGACUCUUCACUUGGUUCUCCGUCUUCGUGGUGGUAUGCAGAUAUUCGUGAAAACCCUGACUGGUAAGACCAUAACUUUGGAGGUUGAGCCGAGUGAUACGAUUGAGAAUGUGAAAGCCAAGAUCCAAGAUAAAGAAGGUAUCCCACCUGACCAGCAACGUCUGAUCUUCGCCGGGAAGCAACUGGAAGAUGGUCGAACAUUGUCUGACUAUAAUAUUCAGAAGGAGUCGACUCUUCACUUGGUUCUCCGUCUUCGUGGUGGUAUGCAGAUAUUCGUGAAAACCCUGACUGGUAAGACCAUAACUUUGGAGGUUGAGCCGAGUGAUACGAUUGAGAAUGUGAAAGCCAAGAUCCAAGAUAAAGAAGGUAUCCCACCUGACCAGCAACGUCUGAUCUUCGCCGGGAAGCAACUGGAAGAUGGUCGAACAUUGUCUGACUAUAAUAUUCAGAAGGAGUCGACUCUUCACUUGGUUCUCCGUCUUCGUGGUGGUAUGCAGAUAUUCGUGAAAACCCUGACUGGUAAGACCAUAACUUUGGAGGUUGAGCCGAGUGAUACGAUUGAGAAUGUGAAAGCCAAGAUCCAAGAUAAAGAAGGUAUCCCACCUGACCAGCAACGUCUGAUCUUCGCCGGGAAGCAACUGGAAGAUGGUCGAACAUUGUCUGACUAUAAUAUUCAGAAGGAGUCGACUCUUCACUUGGUUCUCCGUCUUCGUGGUGGUAUGCAGAUAUUCGUGAAAACCCUGACUGGUAAGACCAUAACUUUGGAGGUUGAGCCGAGUGAUACGAUUGAGAAUGUGAAAGCCAAGAUCCAAGAUAAAGAAGGUAUCCCACCUGACCAGCAACGUCUGAUCUUCGCCGGGAAGCAACUGGAAGAUGGUCGAACAUUGUCUGACUAUAAUAUUCAGAAGGAGUCGACUCUUCACUUGGUUCUCCGUCUUCGUGGUGGUAUGCAGAUAUUCGUGAAAACCCUGACUGGUAAGACCAUAACUUUGGAGGUUGAGCCGAGUGAUACGAUUGAGAAUGUGAAAGCCAAGAUCCAAGAUAAAGAAGGUAUCCCACCUGACCAGCAACGUCUGAUCUUCGCCGGGAAGCAACUGGAAGAUGGUCGAACAUUGUCUGACUAUAAUAUUCAGAAGGAGUCGACUCUUCACUUGGUUCUCCGUCUUCGUGGUGGUAUGCAGAUAUUCGUGAAAACCCUGACUGGUAAGACCAUAACUUUGGAGGUUGAGCCGAGUGAUACGAUUGAGAAUGUGAAAGCCAAGAUCCAAGAUAAAGAAGGUAUCCCACCUGACCAGCAACGUCUGAUCUUCGCCGGGAAGCAACUGGAAGAUGGUCGAACAUUGUCUGACUAUAAUAUUCAGAAGGAGUCGACUCUUCACUUGGUUCUCCGUCUUCGUGGUGGUAUGCAGAUAUUCGUGAAAACCCUGACUGGUAAGACCAUAACUUUGGAGGUUGAGCCGAGUGAUACGAUUGAGAAUGUGAAAGCCAAGAUCCAAGAUAAAGAAGGUAUCCCACCUGACCAGCAACGUCUGAUCUUCGCCGGGAAGCAACUGGAAGAUGGUCGAACAUUGUCUGACUAUAAUAUUCAGAAGGAGUCGACUCUUCACUUGGUUCUCCGUCUUCGUGGUGGUAUGCAGAUAUUCGUGAAAACCCUGACUGGUAAGACCAUAACUUUGGAGGUUGAGCCGAGUGAUACGAUUGAGAAUGUGAAAGCCAAGAUCCAAGAUAAAGAAGGUAUCCCACCUGACCAGCAACGUCUGAUCUUCGCCGGGAAGCAACUGGAAGAUGGUCGAACAUUGUCUGACUAUAAUAUUCAGAAGGAGUCGACUCUUCACUUGGUUCUCCGUCUUCGUGGUGGUAUGCAGAUAUUCGUGAAAACCCUGACUGGUAAGACCAUAACUUUGGAGGUUGAGCCGAGUGAUACGAUUGAGAAUGUGAAAGCCAAGAUCCAAGAUAAAGAAGGUAUCCCACCUGACCAGCAACGUCUGAUCUUCGCCGGGAAGCAACUGGAAGAUGGUCGAACAUUGUCUGACUAUAAUAUUCAGAAGGAGUCGACUCUUCACUUGGUUCUCCGUCUUCGUGGUGGUAUGCAGAUAUUCGUGAAAACCCUGACUGGUAAGACCAUAACUUUGGAGGUUGAGCCGAGUGAUACGAUUGAGAAUGUGAAAGCCAAGAUCCAAGAUAAAGAAGGUAUCCCACCUGACCAGCAACGUCUGAUCUUCGCCGGGAAGCAACUGGAAGAUGGUCGAACAUUGUCUGACUAUAAUAUUCAGAAGGAGUCGACUCUUCACUUGGUUCUCCGUCUACGUGGUGGUUAAUUUAUUUCAUGUGUAAUAGAGACAGUUUAAUUUUGCUUUUAUUUUUCUUCUGAAAUCUCUAAUUAAAUAUAAGUUUCAUUAUUCUAUUUUUAUUUUUGGUUCUUUUUUCCGUCCUUAAUUGUCCCCGUCAUAUGAGUACUAGAAUAUCGUGCAGUGAUUUCCGCGUGUGUUUGGUGUACCUGUAUCUUGUUUGUGGUUUCAGUUGAUGUCUUGACUUUCAUUGCGGAGCGCUUACUAAACCAUCGCCACUAUUUGGGAGAUUUUGACAAGCUGAUAAAGUUAACUGACGUUUCGACAUGUUAGCUAAACCUUCCUAAAUAAACGUAUUAUGUAAAUGAUUAUAAGAUAUUGUGUAUUUCCCAAUGAAUGAAAAGUAAAACGAUAUUGUUUUUACUGUCGUUUCGCUAUUUAAUGCUAAAAGCUUUAUCAAAG